Messenger RNA from Centropristis striata (black sea bass), 3691 nucleotides. It is a transcript of the gene pals1a, whose product is annotated as protein associated with LIN7 1, MAGUK p55 family member a. The transcript is spliced from 17 exons. The coding region runs from base 318 to 2327 and encodes 669 amino acids. NCBI's taxonomy places the organism in Eukaryota, Metazoa, Chordata, Actinopteri, Perciformes, Serranidae. Gene Ontology annotation, cellular component: plasma membrane; adherens junction. The record is from RefSeq and is a predicted model, not a curated record. Gene Ontology annotation, molecular function: protein binding. Gene Ontology annotation, biological process: protein localization to plasma membrane; morphogenesis of an epithelial sheet; establishment or maintenance of polarity of embryonic epithelium.
GAAGUUGAAAAAUGACAGUGUGUGAAGAGAAGGGAGGAGAGGUCGGAACUGUUAUGUCCGAUAACUGAGCUGUAAAUUAGAAACAUUAAACCCGAAGUACGGACUUGUUUGGGUAAAAAAUAACUUUCAACCGCCAGCUUCCAUUUGGAUUUAGCCGUUAAAGGAUCGUUGCGGCUCGGAGAAACAGGGUAAAAGUAUCAUGGUCACCCUGUUUACUAAGCUGCUCUCCUAGACCCGCCUGAUAUAAACAUACCUCAACAUUCCUGCAAUCCACACAAGCACAGCCACAUUUGACUCUUGGUGUGUUUGUGUGAGUGAUGACAACUUCCCAUCUGAAUGGACAUGUUGCCGGGGAGGGAGGAGGAGGAGCAGAUGAAGAGCUGAGGGGGGGGCAGCAGCACCGGGAAAUGGCUGUUGACUGUCCGGGAGAGCUGGGGAGUCGAACGCUGCCGGUUCGACGCUCUGCACAACUGGAGAGGAUACGACAGCACCAGGAGGAUCUUCGCCGUCGCAGAGAGGAGGAGGGUCGGCAGCUGGACCUGAACGCCUCGCUCAGACUCAGGAAGCUCUCCCAGCAUCCCCACAUUGGCAUCGACAACCCCACAUUCCUGCAAGACUCAUACACACUGCAGCAGCCAGCGCUCUGCAACCAGCACACACAAGCACUGCUGGAGUUGGAUGAGUUGCUGCUCUCACUGAAGCAGGUCCGGGGCUGCCUGUCUGACCAGCAGAGUCAGAAUGACAUAGAGCUGGUUCUUGCACUACUAAACAAGUCUGACUUCCAGUCAGCGUUGAAGAUCCAUAAUGCCGUGGCCACCAGCAUGCACCGACCCUCUCCUCCGUACCCACACACACACCAGGCGCUUCAACUGGCCAUGGAGGCCAAGAGUCUCAUCCAGUCAAGUCAGAACAAAGAGGGACUUGAGCUCCACAGCAUACUGUCCGACACACACAUCCAGUCAUUGCUCCUGGCCCAUGACAGCAUAGCAGAGACAGAAAUGCAGCCUGAGCCACUGCCUGCCCAAGGAGAAACACUGACCCAGUGGGGAGGGGAGACUGUCAAGAUAGUUCGCAUAGAGAAAGCCCAAGACAUACCACUGGGGGCGACUGUUCGUAAUGAAAUGGAAAGUGUGGUGAUCAGUCGUAUCGUUCGAGGUGGAGCAGCUGAACGGAGCGGACUUCUGUCAGAAGGUGAUGAAAUACUGGAGAUAAACGGCAUUGAGAUCAGAGGGAAAGAUGUCAACCAAGUCUUUGAUAUUCUUGCGGACAUGCACGGCCUCCUAACGUUUGUGCUCAUUCCCAGCACUCAAAGCAAACCUCCUCCUGUCAAAGAGUCUGUGAUCCAUGUAAAGGCACAUUUCGACUACGACCCGUCAGACGACCCCUACGUGCCGUGCAGAGAGCUGGGCUUGUCUUUCCAGAAAGGAGAUAUUCUCCACAUUAUCAGUCAGUCAGACCCCAGCUGGUGGCAGGCCUACAGGGAUGGAGAUGAGGAUAACCAGCCAUUAGCUGGAUUGGUACCAGGGAAAAGCUUCCAGCAGCAGAGAGAAGCCAUGAAACAGACCAUAGAAGAAGACAAGGAGCCAGAGAAGUCUGGGAAGCUGUGGUGUGCAAAGAAGAACAAGAGGAAGAGAAAGAAGCUGAUGGGAAACACUCACAGGAUUGAUUACAUUGAUAAUGAGGAGAUUCUCACCUAUGAGGAGAUGGCUCUGUACCACCAGCCGGCCAAUAGGAAGCGGCCGAUUGCUCUGAUUGGUCCAACCAGUUGUGGGCAGGCUGAGCUUCGACAGAGACUGCUCAACAGUCAACCAGAGCGGUUUGCUGGAGCUGUACCCCACACCACGCGCAGCCGGCGAGACGGUGAGCUUGGUGGCCGAGAUUACCACUUUGUGUCUCGUCAGACCUUUGAGGCAGAAUUGGCAGCAGGAAAGCUGAUCGAGUCUGGUGAGUUCGAGAAGAACCUGUACGGGACAAGCACAGACUCAGUGAGGCAGGUCAUCAACACUGGAAAAAUUUGUGUGCUCUGUCUGCAUACACAGGCUCUUAAGGUGCUGAGGAGUUCAGACUUGAAGCCUUACAUCAUCUUCAUAGCGCCGCCCUCCCAGGAAAGACUCCGAGCUUUAUUGGCCAGAGACAACAAGAACCCCAAGCCCGAAGAGCUGCGGGACAUCAUCGAGAAAGCCCGGGAGAUGGAGCAGAGCUGCGGUCACCUGUUUGAUGCGGUCAUCGUCAACACAGACCAAGACAAAGCCUACAACGAGCUAUUACGACUCAUCAACAAACUGGACACUGAGCCGCAGUGGGUGCCCUGCUCCUGGCUGCGCUGAACACACACACACACACACUACACAUUCACACACAACUGUCUUAGAGUGACGGUGGAGUACACAAUCUUAUUAUAGAGAUUUAACAAACUGGAAGCCGAAAUGCUGUGUGAGAGUAUUAGUUUCAUUAGGGCCACUGUUAGGAGAAAACAAAUCUGACAUUUUUAACAAUUUUAUGAGAAAAAUACAUUUUUUGUCUCAUUAUUUUAUAAUAAAAUGUGAGGAGAUAAAUUGAUACUUUUUGAACAACCAUACUAUUACAAGUUAAUUUAAUUUAAUUAGGAAAAGUCAUGGUAUUAUUAGAUACAUUUGUAACAUUAAAAGAAAAAUGUUGCAAAAGAAAAUCCAUAAUCUGACCAAACCAAGCUGUAAUUUUACCUGAAAAAUUCCUACAAAAGUGCGAUUAAAGUUCACUAGAAAAAAAGUCCUAAAAUUUAAAGAAUAAAGUUAUAAUAUUAUUAUCUGGAGGAAACUAAGUCCCAACUGUGCUCCAACACUACCUUUAAACAUAUCCAGUUUUGUGACUUAUGCAUCAUAACUUGUUUAAAUUAGUUUCAGCAGCCCAUCAUGCUCUAGUUAUAACAUGACAAAACAUUUUGUUAUCAAGCCUUUUGUCAUAACACAUUUUUUUUUGUUUAGAAAAAAAAUACUUUUUCCCUCUUUAUCAUAAAAUAUUACAACUUUAUUCAUGCCAUUUAAUGACUUUUCUUUUACAGUUGUGGCUUUAAUUAUUAACUUAUUUCUACAACUUUUAACAUAACAUUCAACAUUGUUUUCCUUUUCUCGUAAAAACUUACAUUAUUUCUGUAAAGGGGUUUUUCCCCCAUUAAAUGUAUUGUUGAGUUUUUUUGUAAUAACAGCUUACUUCCCACAUCAUUAUGACUUUUUAAAUUGUCAGAUUUGGUAUUUUCCUGACAUUGACCCUAAUGCUCUCUUAUAGUGCAGAAGAGUAGACACUCAGUACACAAACAUCAUCUUUUGGACCUGUUGGCACUGGUAAAUAUAAAUACAUGCAUUUUAAAAUGUGUGUUAACUUUCCUUAAAAGGGCAGUUUGUGUUUUUUGAAGUGGGGUAGUAUGACAACUUUGAAAAACCUGAACUAUCCUUUUAAAAAGAGGGAACCCUUUAUCUUGGGUGGUGCCUGGGUGGUGCCUGACUCCGUAUUGUUUGUAUGACACUGGUCUCGUUGCUAACAUCACAAAUCUUAGUGAGACCAAAAUAAGGACCUUAAAAAACCUAUUUAAAACUUUUUUUCUUUCUGUUUUAAGAGUUGUUCUUCAGAAAUGUGGGGACUCAUUUAUGAUGCAUCCUUUGCCUUUUGCCUGUGAUCAUUUCAACCAUUAUUAUGAUUAAAAAAUAUAUAAAUU